AUGCAAAGUGAUAGUAGCAAUCAAAUAAUCCUUUAUGGUGAUAAAUUAUCCCAACCAACAAGAGCUGUAUAUAUCUUUUUACGUUUGAAUAAAAUAGAUUUCGAAUUUAAAACCAUAGAAAUUAAAAAGUUUCAACAAAGAUCUGAAGAGUUUUCGAAAAUCAAUCCAAUUAAUAAGGUACCAGCUCUUCAAUAUAAAAAUAAAAUUUUUGUAGAAUCACAUAAUAUACUUAGAUAUUUAAGUCAAGAUCUUAAACUUGAUUCAUUUUAUGGCCCAUCAUUAGACGAAAAAUCAGACAUUGAUAGCUACCUCGAUUGGCACCACUUUGGUCUCCGUAAAUGUGCUGCUACUGCAUUUUUCUUACAAGUAGUUGCACCAGUCAUGAAGAUACAACUCAGUCCAGAUUAUAUUAAGGAUUCGUUUGCUCAAAUACCACUUGCUUUAUCUCAAAUCGAAACCAUAUUUUUAAAAAAUGGCGAAAAUCAAUUCAUCAAUGGUAAUAAACUUACAAUUGCCGAUAUUUCAUGCUAUUGUGAAUUAAAACAAUUAUCAGGUAUUAAAUAUGACUUUACUCCAUAUAAAGCAAUCACUGAAUGGUUAAAUAAAAUGGAAAAGCUCGAAGGUGCAGAUGAAGCAAAUUCAGUAAUCAAUGAAAUCGCUUUAACUGGCACAUAUAAUUAA
Dictyostelium purpureum is the source of this 681-nucleotide messenger RNA. RefSeq lists its product as uncharacterized. Gene Ontology annotation, biological process: glutathione metabolic process. The transcript has 2 exons. The record is from RefSeq and is a predicted model, not a curated record. Gene Ontology annotation, cellular component: cytoplasm. NCBI's taxonomy places the organism in Eukaryota, Evosea, Eumycetozoa, Dictyosteliales, Dictyosteliaceae. The coding region runs from base 1 to 681 and encodes 226 amino acids. Gene Ontology annotation, molecular function: glutathione transferase activity.